GCUGCGCUACGUCGGUUAAGAGGGACGACGAAUCGAAAUAAAGAAUAAGGAACGGUCCGGAAAUGGGGGAGCCGCAGGAGUACCUGGCGGACGGGACGCCCCUGAUCACGGCUGCGCAGCUGGGGAAGCUGCGGCUGGUGCGCCUGCUGGUGGAGGGCGGGGCCCAGGUGAACGAGCGCAACCAGCGGGGGGAGACGCCCCUGCUGGCGGCCUGUCGAGCGCUGCGCGGGGACCGCGGUGGCGGGGGCGGGGCUGCCAACAACGCUAACUCCGCCGCCAGCACUCUCCGGCUCCUCCGCUUCCUGCUGGAGAACGGGGCGGACCCCAACGCCCAGGACAGGGCGGGCCGGACCGCGCUGAUGUACGCCUGCAUGGAGAAGGCGGGGCCCGCGGUGGCCGCCGCCCUGGUCGGGGCCGGGGCGGACCCCAGCAUGGAGGACUACGCGGGGGCGUCGGCGCUGGUGUACGCCGUGAACGCCCGCGAGCCGGAGACGCUGCGCGUGCUGCUGGACGCCUGCCGCGAGCGCGGCCGCGACAUCAUCAUCAUCGCCACCGACCUGAGCGGCGGCGGCGCCGGCGGCGCCGGCGGCUCGCCCGUCACCCGCCGCUACCUGAACGUGCCGCCCUCGCCCGACCACUCGCCCGUCUCCUGCAUGUCCCCCUCCGAGAUCGAGCUCCGCAGCGGGGGCUCCCCGGGGUCCGAGAGCGAGGCGGGGGAGAACUUCUUCAACUUCCGGGGCACGGGGAAGAGGGGGAGCGGGGGAGGCGGGGCCGAGGGCGGGGCCGGGGCCGGGGGCGGGGCCGGGGGCCGACGCCCGCACGGGCAGCGCCUGCACUCGGAGCCCUGGCUGGCCAUCCACAACCUGGCGCACCUGCGCAGCUCCUACGAGGAGGGCCUGAGGCAGGCCGCCGUGCGCGAGGACGAGGAGGAGGGUGAGGAGGAAGACGAGGAGGAAGAGCAGCUCCGGCCGCACAAACCCCGGGACCCGAGGGUGCGGCGAAGAAGCUCCCUCCACCCCUACAGCGGCCUGGACCCCUGCUACUCUGACCCCCCGGGGACCAGGACUUCCCUAAAGCCGCUCCCCCCCGGGGGGGCCCUCCCACAUUUGGGCCGCAGGAACACCCUGUCCUGCCUCCAGGACACGCCCCUUCUCCAGCUGCCCUCGCUGACCCUGAACCACGCUGGGUCCGACUCCUACCUGCAGGCCCCGCCCCCUGGUACACCUGCUGUGGGCCCGGGGCACAGGAGAGAGCAGUACUCCAGCACCUGGUCUCUGGUCUCUACAGACUGUACCCCAGCGACCGACGCCACUGGCAGGAAGAAGAGCUUCCUGCCCCCUCUCCCCACCUGCCCCGCCGCUCGACCCCCAGCCCCCCCCCCCACCGCCACCGAGAUGUCCCCCAGGCCUCCGCAGACCAUGCCCAGGCUGGAGGGGUGGCGGGGCAGGAGGCUGCAGCGACGGCACUCCAUCCAGCUGGAGCCGGUGGGGCAGGUGGGGCAGGUGGAGCAGGUGGGGCAGGACCAGCCUGCUCGUGGGACCAGGACCAGCCUGCUCGUGGGACCAGGACCAGCCUGCUCGUGGGACCAGGACCAGCCUGCUCGUGGGACCAGGACCAGCCUGCUCGUGGGACCAGGACCAGCCUGCUCGUGGGACCAGGACCAGCCUGCUCGUGGGACCAGGACCAGCCUGCUCGUGGGACCAGGACCAGCCUGCUCGUGGGACCAGGACCAGCCUGCUCGUGGGACCAGGACCAGCCUGCUCGUGGGACCAGGACCAGGACCAGCCUGCUCGUGGGACCAGGACCAGCCUGCUCGUGGGACCAGGACCAGCCUGCUGGUGGGACCAGGACCAGCCUGCUCGUGGGACCAGGACCAGCCUGCUCGUGGGACCAGGACCAGCCUGCUCGUGGGGGUGACUCGUCACAAACGGGAGAGCGCGCAACCUUGA
Molecule: messenger RNA, 1949 nt
Organism: Anguilla rostrata (American eel)
Lineage: Eukaryota; Metazoa; Chordata; Actinopteri; Anguilliformes; Anguillidae
Product: ankyrin repeat domain-containing protein 34B
Exons: 2
Coding region: 63-1949 (628 amino acids)
Molecular function (GO): protein binding
Source: RefSeq, a predicted model, not a curated record